AAGCACAGUGUAACAAAGCAGAAUAGUGCGGAUUUGGUUUUCCACAGAGAUGAUGAAAAUAAAUCUAUCUGUUACUCUCUCACUUUUAUACUUUAUAUGCAUUCAUGCAGAAAAAAGUGAUGAACCUCUCAGCUAUCCUUCUUUGUGGGACAAAGUACCAGGGCAACUUGAUGAAUUGGCAAAGGAUGGCAAGAUUGCCAUCAACCCCUGGUGUUACAUGCACAGAAUGAGUCUGUAUAAAGUGUUGCUGAGUGUAACAGACAAAUAUAUGACAACUAUUGGCUUAAAUGGCACAGACAAUCCUUUAUGGGGCUUUCCAGCACAGCUUGGAUGGAAAUUCCGAACAGGUAGAUUAAAUGAUCCUACAACUGUUUCUCUGCUCUGUGACCAUUGCUCUGGAGGCGAUUCAUGUAUUUCUCCAAAAAGCUGGUGGAGCUGUGUGAAUUACUAUGUAUCUGUUAUUCCAUUCCUCGCUGCAGAAGAUGAGGGCUUUUUUCAACAAAGCCUUCCCAUUGAGAUUUUGCAACCUAGUGAAAUGGCAGAAGACUUCUGUUACACAGUUUCAGGUUGUCAGUCACAAGUUCCAGAACUGAUGUCAAAAUGGGAAACCUUCUUCCAGGGAUUGAAAAACCUGAGUUUGUCAGAUGUUCCAGACCCAGGAGAUGAAGACAAAAUAUUGGAAUUAAUGUGGGAGGCACAAAAACUGUCUGUUUCUACAGCAGCAUCUAAAUUUGCAGAGCGUAUAAAACAAUACUCUGAGCCAGAGGUGAGCUUCAGCAGAAGCUGGUCCAAUGCUGUUAACUAUGUGGCUGCAACACACUUCCGCUCUGGCUUAAGGAAAACCAAUCACUUCCAGGCCCCUAUGCCAAGGAGGGUUCUUAAGGAGGGUGAUAAACCUCCUAACAUUGCAGACCUCAGUGCUGAAGAGAAUCAUGCCCUGUACAUGUUCAGCUGGAUGGAUAGCAUGAACAGGUUGAUAGGUGGAACUCUGGUCAAUACAUGGAACAAAGCAAUGUGCUCUGAAAAAGCAAGAGAAAAGGGAGAACAACUCCUCCAAGACCUGGUGAUGAAUCCUCAAUUUGCUGUAUCUGGAUUGUUGUCCAUUCUAAUUGAGAUGAGUUCCAACUGCUAGGAGCAUAUAGGAAUGUACAGGAACUAACGUGGAAGAUGAAGGGUUUUUGUUUUUUAAAAGAUGCAUUACGUAAAAUAUCAUUUAACAUCUUUAUUAAAAAAUUUACAGAAGUCGCUAAAAUGAAAUUAUAAACUGGACAGCAUAAUUAAACUUUGAAACAUUUUUUUCAAAACCAAAUUGAAAUGUCUAUCAUUGACUCUUUUGCAAAUUAUUUUAUCUGUUGUUUUAAAGCAAAGCCCUGUAUUUUUUCUCAGUUUUAGUUUUGGCCCCUUUUGUACGUUUACUCAUGUAUUUACUGUGUCUUAUAAAAGAAAGGUUUUUAUGUA
Messenger RNA from Lepisosteus oculatus (spotted gar), 1458 nucleotides. RefSeq names its product protein LEG1 homolog. Lineage: Eukaryota; Metazoa; Chordata; Actinopteri; Semionotiformes; Lepisosteidae. The record is from RefSeq and is a predicted model, not a curated record.